Messenger RNA from Pantherophis guttatus, 5660 nucleotides. Lineage: Eukaryota; Metazoa; Chordata; Lepidosauria; Squamata; Colubridae. The record is from RefSeq and is a predicted model, not a curated record.
UUAGAAUUGACUGAAAUUGGGAAAACGUACUAAGUGUGGGACUGGUAUUCAUAACACAGAAAGUGACCUCAAUGGCUCUCUCAGUCUCUGCUGUAUGCUUAAGAAAGAAUUUAGAAUGCUUUGCAGAACAAUGAAGAUUCCAAUCAGAGAUUGAGAGAUUCUAAGAUGAAAAUAACACCUAAAUGACAACCAAACAAUCAGCUUGUAUUAAUUAUCUGCAAGGGAGCAUUCAGUACCCUAAUAUAGAGGCUGCUUGAGUCAAGGACAGCCACUUUAGAGCUCUUAGAUAUGUCUCAAUAUCUCAAAUAUUGAGUUGAAAGUGACCUCAAUCUGUAUUUCUUACAAGCACUGGUUACAAAAAAACAAAGUGAAAUAUGGCUCUGCUAAGAUUUAAUGCUGUUUGUUAGAUAUUCUGGAAUGAUAUCGUAUAUUCAAUAGAAUAAACAAUUGAAUAAACAUUGUAUAUUGUGGAAUGAAUGAUCACAUGGGGAAUAAUUUUUUCCCAUGGUGAGAACUGGAGAGUGAUGAGGCGAUUUAUGUUAACCACCUUACGGGACUAUGGGAUGGGUAAGAGGUCUAUGGAAAGCAGAAUAGCUGAAGAGUGCAGUUUCGUGGUAAAGAAGUUUGAAUCUUACAAAGGAAAACCAUUUGAAUUCAGAAGAAUUAUGACUGCAGCUGUUGGCAAUAUCAUAGUAUCCAUUUUACUUGGGAAGCGAUAUGACUAUGAAGAUCCAAAAUUUAUUAAAUUGUUGAGCUUGGCAACAGAAAAUAACAGGCUUAUGGGAAGCCCUUCAAUGCAGCUAUGUAACCUAUUUCCUAUGCUUGGCUAUUUUUUUGCCACUCGUAAGAAAGUCCGGAAUAACAGAAAGGAAUUGUAUGCUUUCAUCAAUGAAAACUUCAUCCAAUGUUUCAACAAUCUGGAUGAAAAUGACACAAGAAACUUUAUUGAUUCAUAUCUCGUACAACAGCAACAGGAAAGGAAGACUAAAAAGAAUGGGUAUUUCAACUAUAAAAAUCUAGAAGGGUCUGUGUUAAAUCUAUUUGUUGCUGGUGUGGAAACAAUAACAAGCACUCUAUUUUGGGCCUUUACUCUGAUGAUGAAGUACCCUUUAAUUCAGAAAAAAGUCCAAGAAGAAAUAACAAAUGUUGUUGGAUAUGCUCAGCCAAGAGCUGAACACCGAACAAAAAUGCCAUACACAGAUGCUGUAGUCCAUGAAGUUCAACGAUAUGCUGAUGUUGUUCCCUUAAACUUGCCCCAUGCAACUACAGAGGAUGUUACCUUUAAGGGCUAUUUCAUUCCAAAGGGCACACAUGUGAUUCCCUUGCUGACUUCUGUGCUCUGUGAUGAAUCUCAGUGGGAGAGACCUCAUGACUUCUACCCUGAACAUUUUCUCAACGCUGAAGGAAAAUUUGUAAAAAGAAAUGCAUUCAUGCCUUUCUCUGCUGGUCAAAGAAUAUGUCCAGGUGAGACCCUUGCCAAAACAGAAAUAUUCAUGUUCUUUGCUAGUCUUCUGCAGAGAUUCACCCUCCAGCCAGCUCCUGGAAUAUCAAAAGAAGACCUGGACAUGACCCGUGAAGUUGGGCUUACCACACCUCCCAAGACUUACAUAUUAUGUGCUCUACCACAUUCUUAAGAGUAGGAACGUUUAGUGUUUCAUUAAUCUGAAUUGCUCAGCUGCAUCUAUCUCCUUUGGAGCAUUUUGGUGGCCUUCAUUUAUGCCUUCUCUGAAACAUUAAAGGUAAUACAUAUCAUUCUGAUGAGUCCCAUCAAAUCAGUGGGGCAAAGGAUACAUUAAAAUGACCUGUUAGUUAUUGUAUCAAUCACUAUAAAGAAAAAUCAACAAAGUGGUCCAAUUAUUUUGACCAAUGAUUACAUUAAACUUGAAAUCCCCUCUCUUUCUUUCCAUGUAGCAUGGCUGUAGUGUAAGAAUGUGAUCUGUGUAAGUACUGUAGAAACAGGCAAUGGGGAAACAAUAAAUGGGAACCAACCUCAAUUCCUCUUUUUGAUUAUGACUUAUUCAUUGUUGUUGUAUUUUCCCACUUCACCAAAGUUUAAUUAUGAAGCUUAGAGAGUAAUGUGUUCCCCACAUACCAGAACAGAUUAUUUUGGGUUUGAGGUAGUCCUGUAAACAGGACUGUUCCCUGCUUCUCUUGCUAAAUCAUCUGUGAAGUGAAAUGAUGGCUAUCAAGGGGAACACUUUGAACAGAAGGACAACUGUGGAGACACUUUCAUUCAUCCUGAAAGAUAAUAAGAACAUCUCCAGAUCAAAUCAGUAGCUUGCACAGGAAUGUAGUUUUCACAUGUUCCCUAUUCAUAUGUGUACAUCAACAUUUAUGUACAUGUUGCCAAAUGGAUACAGGAAUAAAGAUAUAGUGCACAAAUUGCAGAUUCAUAUACUGUAUUUUAGAGAAGCAGGCAAUAAGAACUUGAAACUGGGGGAAAUGACUCCAAAAACACUCAUGUCAAAUAAUAUAUGAGAAUCAUGCCUUCCAUUUAAAAAAGGAAAGGGGCAUUAGUAGAGUCCACGAGUUUAUCAUUACCUUCUUUCUGGUGUUGCCCAGUAUCUCAUUUCUUGAAUUAACACUACACAUCGGAAAACAUCAGAAGGUUUUUGUCUUUGAAAGAAAUAGAAUGGUCUUAUGUUAUCUUAAAACAUUAUUGGUUUGUUAGUCCUAAAGUUUCAUGGAUCAGAGCCCACUUCACUAGAUCCAUGGAGUAUAGUCCUGAGGAUAUGGGAUCUAUCAUUUACAGAAAAGCCCUGCUCAUAAUCACUCAUGCCCUACUUGCUUCUUCUUUGGAUCUCUGCAAUGCCCUACUCUAUAUUAAAUUGUGCUUGAAGACCACCUAAAAACUUUAAUUGGGCCAGAAUACAGAAGUUUGAGAGUCCCAGAGUUCUUCAUUGUUACACUACUACUGCAUGAGUUUCUUUCUGGGGGCAAUUCAAAGUGCUGAUUAUAAAUUUUAAAGCCCUAGAUGGCACAGAAGCUGGUUGAGGUACUGCCCCUUCAUGGUGAAGUCUACCUGCCUAGCUAGAUUUUAUAAAGUAGGCUAGGUCCGCACUGUUAAAUAUUGCCAUCUGCUGAGACUUCCUAAGUGAGCCUUUUCCAACUGUCUUAGAUUCAGAUGGCCCAUACCGCCCUUGUUUUCUAGAAGGCCUUGAAGAUUUGGCUUUUCCCUCACACAUUGGGUCAGAAUGGGAGGUCAGCCAAACUAUUUUUUCUUGAGAUGAUACUCUUAUGGAACCUAUGUCCCAAAGGUGCUUUUUUCAAGAGGCAACUGGACUUUCUUGUUUUUCUUUGAAGAUGUUUCACUUCUCAUCCAAGAAGCUUCUUCAGCUCUGCCUGGAUGGUGGGGAAUGGAAGGCUUUAUAUUCCUUGCAGAUAGCUGGUCAUUUGCAUCCUUUUAGAGAGUCUUUGAGGCCACUUGGAGAUUUAUCAGUGUCCUCAGGAUCACCUGAGUAGUGCAAAUAUGUGUGGAGCCUUCUUGUCUGCAGGAUGUUUUCUGCCCUGCGCCUGUCUUCAACAGUGAAGGGACACAGGGCAGAAAACAUCCUGCAGACAAGAAGGCUCCACACAUAUUUGCACUGCUUUAUGUCAGUGGUGACAUUUUUUUAGUACCAGUUCUAUGGGCGUGGCUUGGUGGGCGUGGUGUGGCUUGGUGAGCGUGGCUUGGUGGCGUGGCAGGGGAAGGAUACUGCAAAAUCUCCAUUCCCACCCCACUCCAGGGGAAGGAUACUGUAAGAUCUCCAUUCCCACCCCACUCCAGGGGAAGGAUACUGUAAAAUCUCCAUUCCCACCCCACUCCAGGGGAAGGAUACUGCAAAAUCCCUAUUCCCUCCCCACUCCUGGGGGAAGGAUAUUGCAAAAUCUCCAUUCCAGGAGUGGGUUCUACUUACCUUUACUACCAGUUUGCAGCGUUUUGGUGAUGUUGGGGUCAGUGGGCGGAGCCUCCUGCUGGUUUUACUACCGGUUCUAUAGAACCGGUGCGAACCGGGGGCAACCCACCUCUGCUCCAUUCCCACCCCACUCUGGGGCCAGCCAGAGAUGGUAUUUGCCAGUUUUCCAAACUACUCAAAAUUUCCACUACCAUUCUCCAGACCCUGUCAGAACCUGCUGUAUUUCACCCCUGCUUUAUGUGCUCCAGUACUUGCUUGUUAGUUACCUUUGCUGUCCAAGGAACACAUAGGCGCCUUCUCCAGCAUCACAGCUGAAACAAGUUGAUUUUCUUCCUGACUUGCUUUUUCAAGUUCCAACUUUCCAACCAUAGAUUGCUACUGGGAACACGAUAGAGUUCCAUUUGAUUACCAGGCUGAUGUCAGGCAGCAAAAUACUUUUUUGGAAAUAAAAAAAAAAUACCAUUUACAAAUCUGGGAUCCUUUUGUUCACUGAAGUUUCUGUACUCAUUUCAGAAUGCAGUUAAGUCUUGUCAUUUUACAAUGGCUGGAAUAUAUUUUUGCUGAUUCCAUCCCCACAUUGAUUGGUUUCUCCUUGGUGUUCUGUUGCCAUCAUGAUUUGGUAGGGAUCUUGCAAAUGUCAUUGGAGAAUUUCCCCCAUUCCUUUUUUAGUUAUUUUUACUUAGGUUUCCUUUUAUAUAUAUAUACUAUUCAUAUGUGUUCUCAAAUGUAAUCUAUACAAAAAAUGUAUUCAAUUUUUUUAAAAAAAAUAUCUGGGAGAUAAAGAUUUCCUCUAGCUGAGUUAGUCAUAGAUAGCUGGACUAACAAAAGAGAGAAUUAAAAUUAUUUAUAAAUAAGAACUUGCCAUCUCUAAACUUUUUCUUAUCAGUGUAGUACUUCAAAAGACAACCAUGCGCGCAAACAUCUAUAGAUAAACAAAAUCAGCUGCUUUCCAAAUAUGAGUUUGAUCUUCCUUGCUUGCAUUCCCAGUCUCCAAAGGUGAAUGUUACACAUUUUAUAAAUUAUGUAUCUUUUCCUAGACAAAACCUCUUUACCGCAGUGAUGGCUGAGAGGAAAGAGUAUAUUAAUUGUUUGCUAACAAUGUUUGGUUAGGCAGUAAUAGAGCAUUUUGCAACAGUGGAGCUGUUGUAAUCUUUGGUCAGCCUUCGCUCUUCAUUAUGUCCAUUUUUAAGCUCCUGAUUAGAUAUGGAGUUUGUUGUUUCUGUUAAAGCAUCAAACUGUUAGAGAUAUUUUCUGUGUGUGUUUGAAUAAUGCUUGUUGCACACUUAGUUUUUUCUGCUUAUUUUGUAGAAUAAAAUGCAACCCAGAAAAGUACCUAAAAUGCAAAAUCAACUAUAAAUUAAUAUUCAGUGGUCAUCUGAAUAUUAAUGUAUAUAAUUUAUGUUGUGUUUUAGGUACUUACCAGAAUGUCUUCUGAUAAGAGAAAGCUUGUUAGUGCUAAUUGACCUCCAGUCUGUCUCUUUAUGAACUGCAAACAACUUUUUUCCUUAUUAACAUCUUAAAAUGUAUGCCCUUUCUGUCAUCAGACCUCAUUUAAAUGGAUAUACAUGUAACAUGUGUGAAUGCAUGGAGCUGAUUUACUGUGCAAAAGAGGGGUUCCUUUUAUCCUGUCCAAUCAACUUUUCCCUUGCAUUUUCUUUGAUGUGUUAGCUAUAAAAUGGAAUGUAAACUACGGAUUUGGGUUCCCUCUUUGAAUGAGAGGAGUCCCUUUUAUCAGAAUAUUCUAAUAAAUUGUAAUUAAAUGAU